Molecule: messenger RNA, 2030 nt
Organism: Chlamydomonas reinhardtii
Lineage: Eukaryota; Viridiplantae; Chlorophyta; Chlorophyceae; Chlamydomonadales; Chlamydomonadaceae
Exons: 9
Coding region: 447-1559 (370 amino acids)
Biological process (GO): fatty acid beta-oxidation
Cellular component (GO): mitochondrion
Molecular function (GO): enoyl-CoA hydratase activity
Source: RefSeq, a predicted model, not a curated record
AUUUGUUACGCCAGCAAGCGCUUCUUAAUUUUUUUUUGGAUUCUGGCAGGGUCCACAGGCUGUAGACAACCCCAGGAUCCCCGAUAUUGUCAGCGAGGGCUUUGUGACCCGGACCUUGCAUCGCUAGCAACUCUGCAAUAGGCCGUGGACCUUGCCAAACGGCCUACAGGCGAAUGCCACUCCGGAGUUUGCUUGAAGUCCAGGCGCCCGGUGCUCUGCGCUACAUCCUAGGCACGGUUCUCAUGGUUGUGGGAGUGGUCCUGCCUCUUGGAUACGCCCUGUUUAAGCGCAAGAACCCCCUGGCCUCCACCUUCCGGCCGCUGCGCACAUCGGCAUAAAGUGCCUUUGGUAGCAAGACACCAGCUAGCAGCUAGCACAUAAGGCGAGCUCUUCAGUAGUUCCGCAGACGAAACAGCAAGGAGCGUUUAGAGCGUGAGGCGGCAGUCAUGCAGCCUGCUCUGGUGAGUCAUGCCCUGCACGCAGCUGCGAUGAGCGCCAUCGGCGCCCGUGGCCUGCUGCACGCUCUGGCGUCCACAGCAUCCCGCGGCGCGUGCUUCGGCGCAGCCGCUGGGCCUAGCGGUCUCGGCGCAAGCAGCUGCGCCGCCACGGCACCGGUUUCCCGUGCCUGGACGCUCGCCUUCUCCACCUCCACGGCUGCAGCCAGCCUCGGGAACAAGCACGGCGCCAGUGCCGGCGCUGCUGCAUCGCCCGGCGCCGGUGGCGCAGCCGUGCCCGGCACCGGUGCCGCUGCCACGGCCGAGGGCGAGAGCGGGCUGCACGUGAGCGUGGAGCCGCUGUCGGGCGCACACGAGGGCGUGUCCGUCAUCAGCCUCAGCCGGCCGGCCGCGCGCAAUGCCAUCGGGCGGCAGCUGCUGCGCGAGCUGGCGGAGGCGCUGGACACUGUGCGGCAGGAGCGGACCACGCGCUGCGUGCUGGUGCGCAGCGUGGUUUCAGGCGUGUUCUGCGCCGGCGCCGACCUGAAGGAGCGCGCCGGCAUGACGCAGAGCGAGGCCGCGGAGUUCGUGUCGCGCAUCCGCCGCACCUUCUCCGAGUUGCAGGACCUGCCCAUGCCCACGGUGGCUGUGGUGGAGGGCCUGGCCCUGGGCGGCGGCGCGGAGCUGGCGCUGGCGUGUGACAUACGCGUCAUGGGCGCCGGCGCCUCCAUCGCAUUCCCGGAGGCGCAGCUGGGCAUCAUCCCCGGAGCCGGCGGCACGCAGCGGCUGCCGCGCAUUGUGGGCGCCAGCCGUGCCAAGGAGCUCAUCUUCACGGGGCGGCGUGUGGGCGGCGAGGAGGCGCAGAAGCUGAUGCUGGCGGACCACGUCGUGCCAGACGACCAGGUGUACAACCGCGCACUGCAGCUUGCGGAGCAGAUUGUGCGCAGCGCGCCUUUGUCCCUGCGGCAGGCAAAGGCCGCCGUGAACCGCGGUUUGGAGGUUGACCUUCACACGGGCCUGGCGAUGGAGGAGGCGCUGUACGCGCAGCUGUUGCCCACGCGGGACCGGCAGGAGGGACUCAAGGCGUUCGCGGAGAAGCGCAAGCCCGCCUACACCGGGGAGUAGGAGGCAGCUUCGGAGAAAAGCUGGUUGUGGUGGUGUGGGGGGGGCAGGGCCGCUGUCAGGCUUGCGGUUGAGGCCCGGGCGGUGGAGAGCGGAGUUGGGAUGGAUGAGAAGAAGGGCUGUUGAAUGUGGAACGGGUUUGUGGGCAAUUGCGGAGCCGCAGCGCACUGGCAGUGGAAUGUCACCUGUGCAUGAUGCACGGUGUGAUGGGGUGCCCCUGAUGGUGCAGAAGUCUUGGAGCUGAAACUCCUGGAAGUUGGCCUGGGGCAAGGAUGAGGUGGAAACGUGCCGUACCCGCAACCGGACAAUGCUCAACAUGUUAGCUGCUGUUGUAGGUCAGGCAUAACUCGUGCUUUGGUAGCUGUGUGCCUAGAUUUUUGGACAAUGUAGACAUUUAUCCUUGUCCCGGUCGAGUCUCUCUGUGCGUUUAUCCAUGUCGCAGUCGAGUCUCUCCAUGUUACCCCGAAUAAGGUA